AAGCGACCAUAGAUGUUCUGCCUGCCUGAUUCAUCGUAAAUAUCGAUUACAACACCGGUGUUUUAAUGUCACGCCCAGAUAGGUGCUUAUCGCCAUGGAUUUGCCAUAUAAACGCCGUUUGGAACGCAUCUUGAUUUUUGCUGCUGCAGUUCUGUCACCUGCCUUCACGGUCCUGUGCAAUGACAUCCUCGGCCUGAAGAUGGCAGGAGAGCCGGUGCUCACCCCCAACGCCGUGUGCCUGCGCCUGGCCGGCCUGAGCAAGCGGCAGAUGCGCCUGUGCAUGCGCAGCCCCGACGUCACCGCCUCGGCCUUGCAGGGCAUCCAGGUGGCCAUCCACGAGUGCCAGCACCAGCUCCGGGACCAGCGCUGGAACUGCUCGUCCCUGGAGAGCCACGGGAAGCUGCCCCUCCACAGUGCCAUCCUCAACCGGGGUUUCCGUGAGAGCGCCUUCACCCUGUCCCUGCUGGCGGCCGGCGUGGCCCACUCGGUGGCGUCGGCCUGCAGCAUGGGCAAGCUCCGCGGCUGCGGCUGCGAGGCCAAGCGGCGCCUGGACGACGACAAGAUCCGCCUGAAGCUCACGCAGCUCCAGCUCCAGACCCUGCAGCGGGGGGCCGGCGUGGGCAUGGCGGCAGGGGGAGCCGCAGGAGGAGGGCACCAGCCCGGGUACGUCCCUCCACACCACCAGGGGGCCGCGUCCGCGUCCGCUGCCCUGCACGCGGCGCACCCCUCCACCCUGCUGAAGCCCCUGCCGGAGGAGGUGGCCUCGCUCCAGGACACCUGGGAGUGGGGCGGCUGCAGCCACGACGCCCGCUUCGGGGUGCGCUUCUCCCGAGACUGGCUGGACUCGCGGGGCUCCCCGAGGGACAUCCACGCCCGCAUGAGGAUCCACAACAGCCGCGUCGGUCGACAGAUAGUCACUGACAACAUGAAGAGGAAGUGCAAAUGCCACGGCACAUCGGGCAGCUGCCAGUUCAAGACCUGCUGGUACGUGUCGCCGGAGUUCCGCCUCGUGGGCUCCCUGCUGCGGGAGAAGUUCCUGUCGGCCGUCUUCAUCAACUCCCAGAACAAGAACAGCGGCGUGUUCAACCCGCGCGUCGUGGCCGCCACCGGCUCCGGCAACGGCGCCGCCGCCGGAUCCCACCCGAACGCCGGCCGCAGGCGCACGCUGUCCCGCGAGCUGGUCUACUUCGAGAAGUCGCCGGACUUCUGCGAGCCGGACGCGGCCGUGGACUCGCCGGGCACGCGCGGGCGCAUCUGCAACAAGAGCAGCCCCGGCAUGGACGGCUGCGACUCGCUGUGCUGCGGCCGCGGCCACAACAUCCUCAAGCAGACGCGCAGCGAGCGCUGCCACUGCCGCUUCCACUGGUGCUGCUACGUGCUGUGCGAGGAGUGCCGCGUCACCGACUGGGUCAACGUCUGCAAGUGA
This is a messenger RNA of Sardina pilchardus (European sardine), 1426 nucleotides long. RefSeq names its product wingless-type MMTV integration site family, member 10b (gene wnt10b). NCBI's taxonomy places the organism in Eukaryota, Metazoa, Chordata, Actinopteri, Clupeiformes, Clupeidae. Gene Ontology annotation, molecular function: cytokine activity; frizzled binding. The transcript is spliced from 4 exons. The record is from RefSeq and is a predicted model, not a curated record. Gene Ontology annotation, cellular component: extracellular region. Gene Ontology annotation, biological process: neuron differentiation; cell fate commitment; multicellular organism development. The coding region runs from base 95 to 1426 and encodes 443 amino acids.